Messenger RNA from Prosopis cineraria, 756 nucleotides. RefSeq names its product fra a 1-associated protein. The record is from RefSeq and is a predicted model, not a curated record. Bases 86 to 643 code for a protein of 185 amino acids. The transcript is spliced from 2 exons. Lineage: Eukaryota; Viridiplantae; Streptophyta; Magnoliopsida; Fabales; Fabaceae.
UGACUGCAUCAACGAAACGCCCCGCUUAUAACCAUUAACCAAAGCCCUUGGGGACCGAGAGGACGUGUGAUUUUCCGGGCCAACUAUGGGAUGGGUUUGGAGAGACGACGACGAUCAAGUACGAGCAUCAUCUCGUGAAAAUCGUGAAUUCGGGAGCUCCGCUCAAUCUGGGGGACCAUGCUCCACCCGAAAGAUCAUGAAAUCUCGGUGCAAAACGGAGGAGGUUGAGCCUGGCAAGUUUGUCAGGAAAUGCGAGAAAUCCCAAGAGAUUCUCAGGGAUUGCAUCGGAAAGCCUGUUGAAGUGGUGGAAUCCAACAACGAGUAUGCUGAAGACGAUGUUACAGACCAAGUCCUGCAAAGAGGGUCCUCAGAGUUUGGUCCAUCAGACGCUGGGGCGUUUCACUUCCCUGGGCUGCGUAGUGAUUUGGAAGCCAUGGAAAGGAAAAUCAUCGACGGUCUAUCUCGGUUCUUGGAUGCAGCUGAAGACAUGAAAAAUGGCUUCUUGGAUGUUUUUGCAAAGGCUCCUCGCAUGCUUGAUGGGCCCUCUGGAAGGCGAGGGACUCCAGAAGCCUCUCCCAAACCAAAUGAUCAUCAACACGGAGCAAUCGAUGCUGAUUUGUCUGCAUUGGCUAAGGACGUUUAGUUUAAUUUGAGCCGCUUCAUGAUUUUAGAUGUAUACAUAUAGAAAAAUAAAAAUCCCCUCUUUGUGUUAAAAUAUGAAAUCAAUUAUAAAUGCCUGCACUACGAUUAAAUCGA